Schistocerca piceifrons (Central American locust) is the source of this 2663-nucleotide messenger RNA. RefSeq names its product WD40 repeat-containing protein SMU1 (gene Smu1). The record is from RefSeq and is a predicted model, not a curated record. Lineage: Eukaryota; Metazoa; Arthropoda; Insecta; Orthoptera; Acrididae. Gene Ontology annotation, biological process: mRNA splicing, via spliceosome. The coding region runs from base 65 to 1597 and encodes 510 amino acids. The transcript has 11 exons. Gene Ontology annotation, molecular function: protein binding. Gene Ontology annotation, cellular component: precatalytic spliceosome.
UUCGACUAUAGAAUUCAUUGGAUUGUUGUUGUUUCUGAGAGAGUGGAUAAUAAUAUUGUUGGAGAUGUCUAUAGAAAUCGAGUCUGCGGACGUUGUCCGUCUAAUUCAGCAGUACCUGAAAGAAUCCAACCUACUGAGAACUCUACAGACGUUGCAGGAUGAGACUGGUGUUUCCCUUAACACUGUGGACAGUGUUGAAGGUUUUGUGGCUGACAUCAAUAAUGGCCAUUGGGAUACAGUGCUUAAAGCAAUUCAGUCACUUAAACUUCCAGACAAGAAGCUUAUUGAUCUCUAUGAGCAGGUUGUGUUAGAACUGAUUGAACUACGUGAACUGGGUGCAGCUCGAUCACUUCUUAGACAGACAGAUCCAAUGAUUAUGAUGAAGCAGCAGGAACCGGAGAGAUAUAUUCAUCUAGAAAAUUUGUUAGCAAGGUCAUAUUUUGAUCCGAGGGAGGCGUAUCCUGAUGGCAGCAGCAAGGAGAAGCGUCGUGCGGCAAUAGCACAAGCCCUGUCAGGCGAGGUGUCUGUCGUGCCUUCGUCACGUCUGCUCGCUUUGCUUGGUCAGUCACUGAAAUGGCAGCAGCAUCAAGGCUUAUUGCCACCAGGAACAACAAUUGAUCUGUUCCGUGGUAAGGCCGCUAUACGUGACCAGGAAGAAGAGAAAUAUCCUACACAACUAUCAAAGCAGAUAAAAUUUGGACAGAAGUCACACGUAGAGUGUGCUCGAUUUUCACCUGAUGGUCAGUACCUCGUAACAGGAUCCGUGGAUGGUUUCAUUGAGGUCUGGAAUUUCACCACAGGAAAAAUAAGAAAAGAUCUUAAAUACCAAGCACAGGAUAAUUUCAUGAUGAUGGAAGAAGCAGUUCUGUGUAUGUCAUUCAGCCGUGAUUCAGAAAUGUUAGUAUCAGGAUCCCAACAGGGCAAAAUCAAGGUAUGGCGUGUGCAGACUGGGCAAUGUCUUCGGCGAUUCGAGAAAGCUCAUUCAAAGGGGGUUACAUGUCUCCAGUUUUCCAGAGAUAACAGUCAAGUCCUGAGUGCAUCUUUUGAUACAACUAUCAGGAUUCAUGGUUUGAAAUCUGGUAAGACACUCAAGGAAUUCCGGGGCCACAGCUCCUUUGUGAAUGAAGUAGCCUUUACACUAGAUGGACAUAAUGUUUUGAGUGCAUCAUCUGAUGGUACAGUGAAGGUAUGGAGCACAAAAUCAACUGAGUGCACAGCAACCUUUAAAUCACUGGGAGCAGCUGACAUAACAGUUAACAGCAUACACCUUUUACCCAAAAACCCUGAACAUUUUGUUGUAUGUAAUCGAUCAAAUACUGUUGUCAUCAUGAACAUGCAAGGACAGAUUGUACGUUCAUUCUCCAGCGGUAAGCGUGAAGGUGGUGAUUUUGUGUGUGCUACUCUCUCGCCACGUGGUGAAUGGAUAUAUUGUGUUGGUGAAGAUCUUGUGCUUUAUUGUUUCUCAACAGCCUCUGGUAAACUGGAAAGAACUCUAAAUGUACAUGAGAAAGAUGUCAUUGGAAUUGCCCAUCAUCCCCAUCAAAACCUACUGUGCACAUACAGUGAAGAUGGACUUCUGAGGCUGUGGAAGCCUUAAGGCCUCAUAUAUCAGUUUAGAAGAUGCCUCUAAAAAUGAUACGGAAACAUGCAGUGUAAUAAAUAGACCUGGAAGUGUCGUGGACACUUUGAUAAAAGUGAGAAGUUAGUUAUACAGCACAUUGUUUGUGGCAUCUAAAAUGAGGUGUCUUGGUGUCUUAAUAACUUUUUUUUUCUGCAUGUCUGUUGAGGAAAGUUUGCUUCUUUGGAUCAUUCCAGCAGUGCCUGAUCACAGCAACUAAGACUCAGUUAUCAUACAUACUGUGAUUUCCUUGAAGGUCGUCACAAUUGCCGAAUGUUUCAAGUUAUAAUUUAAUUAUUUCAGAAUUAUUUUAUUAAUGAAUAUGAAUUUGUGUUUGUUUGAAAUAAACUGAUGUUGGUGAGACACUCAUCAGUCCUGAAGUGGUUGUCUAUGUCAAUAUAUGUUAAUAUUUUGUUUCUGUGAUUUAUUCGAUCUGUGGACAAAUUGCGUAUGUAUCAGGAUUUUUGUACAUGUGGUUUUCCUUUCUUCUCAAAUUGCUUAGUAGUAAUUAUCCAUAAAAAUUAUUGAUACACAAAUGUUUUCUGCAGUUUGCAUUGAAAUUGCCUCGGUUUUGUAACAUUUUUGGUUCCUUGAAAAGAUGUUCUUUAUUUUUCGUAAUCGCAAGAGGUUACUGUGGAACAUGAGGCAUAUUUGUUCAGAAAAUUUGAAAUAAUGUUUAGCAACAAUAAAUUCCACUCUUACAUUCUGUUUUCAUUUUGAUUUAUGUUUGUAUGAUGAACAUGUUAUACUAGGGCAAUACAACAAGUGCCUCUUGUGAAUGUGUUUGUGAUUAUGAUUGUGACACCAGUGUCUAUCUGAACAUCAAAUUGACAUACUGUUGGCUUACAUAAUUGACAGAUUUUAAUGUUUCUGGAGAUCUGCUACUGUUACUGGAUUCUUUGUUUGACGUCUUGUACUUUGACGAUGGUGACCAGUGGUGGAGUAAAAACAAACAUUAUCAUUUGUCGAUGUGGGUAUUUUUAAGAAAAUGCCAGUAAUUUGAAGAUGAUGUGUGAUAUGUAUAUAAUAAAAAUGUUUUAAGAUA